AUGGCUUCCUUUGGAUGGAAGAGAAAGAUUGGUGAGAAGGUAUCUAAGGUAACAUCCCAGCAAUUUGAAGCUCAAGCUGCUGAUGAACAGGGCCUGGUUGAUAAUGGUGAAGUUGAUUGGCUUCAGGAGGCCAAAAGGAAAAAGGGGCUUCUUCUGGAAGAUUGCGUAGCCCAAAGUAAACACCUGAAGGAUGAAGGUGCAAUUUUAGCCGAAAAUGGAAGGUACCAGGAAGCUCUUCACAAAUGGGACGAAGCACUUCAGUUAACCCCUGAAGAUGCCACUCUGUAUGAGAUGAAAUCACAGGUUCUGAUGUCUCUACAUGAAAUGUUUCCUGCCGUGCAGGCAGCAGAGAUGGCUGUCCAGAGAGAUCCCCGUUCUUGGGAAGCAUGGCAAACGUUGGGGCGGGCUCAGCUUGGAUUAGGAGAAAUCACGUUGGCUAUUCGAAGCUUCCAGGUUGCCUUGCACAUCUAUCCGCUCAACUCCGAAUUGUGGAACGAAGAUCUUUCCUGGGCAAGAAAAUUACAACAACAGAAAAAAGCAACCAAAACUGAGACAGGAACACAGGGGGAUGAGACAAAAACUUUGGAGGAACCAAUCCCAGAUUAUGAUUUUGAAAGCGAUGAGAUCUUGGCCGUGUGUGCCGCCAUUGCAGAAAAAGAAAAAAGCACUUUGACCUCUAAAAGUGUAGUGAUUGUAUCCGCUUCGGGGACCAUUGAGACUGUAACCGAACAAGAGGAGCGUGCAACAGUCCCUGAUGGUGCUGUGUUUAUCAAAGCCCGAUAAUCCACAUAGUUCCUUCCUGUAACAGCCGUAAAUUUGAGGAGUGGCUGUUGCUGUUGUUGUUUUACUUGCUUUCCCUUUUCUUGGAGCCCUAUCUUGAGUCACUGAGCAUUGGAGAUCCCCAUUCCAUCAAAUUAAACUUCCGGAGGCUCAUGUGUCCUGUAGGACUAGAGGAGGCAGAAUUUGGAAAACCGAACAUCAGUUCAUUGUUGUUGCCUGUCUCCCACAUUGAAUGCUACUUUGCAAACAACACCUUUGAAAAUGUGGUGCCUUCCUAACACAACAGCCUCCAUGUCCCACAAUCCACACACAGCGUGGUUCUUGGGGAUGAUAGCUGAGGUUCAUGGAAGGUGAUGUGCAAUCCUCCCAAAAGGCAUCUCCAUUGUGGAAACCUGGUGUUCUGUAUAGAAAGAAAACAGAACAGUGUGUGUGUCUGGCAAUAGUGGCUUUGAAAUAGGAACUGGAAGUGUUGGGUCUGUGUUAUGUUUAUACUGCCAAAAAUUUAUAAAACCAGAAUGGCUUUGUAAGCUUGCUUAGCAAUUCACUAACAUCUGUUCCUGCUGUGAUAAAGCAAAGCAGGGGGUGCGGCAAAAUCUUCACGGGCUUUUACAGUUGUGGUACGGAAUGUGCGGAACGUGUUUCAGUCUAUAGUCUUUUGAGUCAAGGUCAUUCUGUUAACUUAAUAUAGUGGCUCUCAGAUGUAGUUCUCAGAUGCUGCUUUGCAUGCAAGAUACUCUCUUUUGUUUUUUUUUUCCAAAUCCAGUUUUAAAAUACUGUGUAUUCAUGCGCUCGAACAAAAUACAUGUAGUGGCCUUAAUGCUUCCCACUGUCGACGGACUUUUAAAAAGGGAUUGUUUUCGUGAAGUUUAAAGUUCAGGUAUUCCUUGUUUGGUGAUGAUAAUUGGGAUCAGGAACUCCAUCCCUAAGCUACACCAUCCAUGGAGUAUGAUAUCAUGUGACCACUCGGAUUUACGAUGGCAGUUUCGGCUGUCCAGUUGCUGCCGUUGUAGCAUAAUAAUAAUAAGGAGCCUCUGUGCCGCAGA
Molecule: messenger RNA, 1823 nt
Organism: Notechis scutatus (mainland tiger snake)
Lineage: Eukaryota; Metazoa; Chordata; Lepidosauria; Squamata; Elapidae
Source: RefSeq, a predicted model, not a curated record